Molecule: messenger RNA, 1863 nt
Organism: Fulmarus glacialis (Northern fulmar)
Lineage: Eukaryota; Metazoa; Chordata; Aves; Procellariiformes; Procellariidae
Gene: FAR1
Product: fatty acyl CoA reductase 1
Exons: 11
Coding region: 3-1550 (515 amino acids)
Biological process (GO): long-chain fatty-acyl-CoA metabolic process
Cellular component (GO): peroxisome
Molecular function (GO): alcohol-forming very long-chain fatty acyl-CoA reductase (NADP+) activity
Source: RefSeq, a predicted model, not a curated record
UAAUGGUUUCCAUCCCUGAAUACUAUGAAGGAAAGAACAUCCUCCUGACAGGAGCUACAGGUUUCUUGGGAAAAGUGCUUCUGGAAAAGCUGCUCAGAUCUUGUCCUAAAGUGAAAGCAGUGUAUGUAUUGGUAAGACACAAAGCAGGGCAGACACCUGAAGCACGAGUAGAAGAAAUUACCAGCUGUAAGCUCUUUGACAGGUUGAGAGACGAGCAGCCAGACUUCAGAGCAAAAAUAAUAGUAGUUACAAGUGAACUUGUACAGCCUGAUCUGGACAUUAGUGGACCAAUCAAGGAAGAACUUAUAAACUGCAUUAAUAUUGUAUUUCAUUGUGCUGCUACAGUCAGAUUCAAUGAAACACUAAGAGAUGCUGUUCGGUUAAAUGUGAUUGCCACACAACAGCUCCUCUUCUUGGCACAGCAAAUGAAGAAUCUGGAAGUGUUCAUGCAUGUUUCAACUGCCUUUGCAUAUUGUGAUCGAAAACAUAUUGAGGAAAUAGUUUAUCCACCUUCUGUUGAUCCUGGGAAACUGAUUGAUUUUCUUGAGUGGAUGGAUGAUGGCCUAGUGAAAGAUAUUACUCCUAAACUGAUAGGCAGCAGUCCUAAUACUUACACAUAUACAAAAGCCUUAGCCGAAUAUGUAGUACAGCAAGAAAGUGCAAAAUUAAAUGCAGCCAUUAUAAGGCCGUCUAUUGUUGGUGCUAGCUGGAAGGAGCCUUUUCCUGGAUGGAUUGAUAACUUCAACGGACCUAGUGGUCUCUUCAUUGCUGCAGGAAAAGGAAUUCUUCGAACAAUGAGAGCUUCCAACAGUGCAGUAGCAGAUCUUGUUCCAGUAGAUGUUGUUGUCAAUAUGACACUGGCUGCAGCCUGGUAUUCUGGAAUUAAUAGACCAAGAAAUGUCAUGGUAUAUAACUGUACAACAGGUGGCACCAAUCCUUUCCACUGGGGUGAACUUGAAUACCAUGUAAUUUCUACUUUCAAGAGGAAUCCUCUCGAACAGGCCUUCAGACGGCCCAAUGUAAAUCUAACUUCCAAUCACCUUUUAUAUCAUUACUGGAUUGCUGUAAGCCAUAAGGCCCCAGCAUUCCUGUAUGAUAUCUACCUCAGGAUUACUGGAAGAAGCCCAAGGAUGAUGAAAACAAUAACACGUCUUCAUAAGUCCAUGGUGGUGUUAGAAUACUUUACAAGCAAGUCUUGGACCUGGAAUACUGAAAAUAUGACUAUGCUAAUGAACCAGCUAAACCCCCAAGACAAAAAGACGUUUAAUUUUGAUGUUCGACAACUACAUUGGGCAGAAUACAUGGAAAGUUACUGCAUGGGAACGAAAAAAUAUGUGCUGAAUGAAGAAAUGUCUGGCCUCCCUGCAGCUAGGAAACACUUGAAUAAGUUAAGGAAUAUACGCUAUGGCUUCAAUACAGUUCUUGUGAUCCUGAUCUGGCGUAUCUUUAUUGCAAGAUCACAAAUGGCAAGAAAUAUCUGGUACUUUGUGGUUAGUCUGUGUUACAAGUUCCUCUCCUACUUCAGAGCCUCCAGUACUAUGAGAUACUGAAGAAGAGAAUUUAGCAUUAGGACAUCUAUGCAUAUGGUGGUCUAACUGCACAAAGCCUGUAACAUGUAGUCAUCUCACAUUUUGUAAAAGCAUAAUUUCAUCUUAAAUUGGAGUGCAAAAUAUACGGUAUGGUAUAUGUAAUGUUAGUUGUGUAUCUUCCUGGAAACAGAUGAAAAUAAAAUGGUCAAGUGCCAGGUUGAAUUGGCAUUAGACAAGCUUUUAAAUAACUUUAACUCUUUGACCUGGGGAAAAACAUUUUAGACCAUUGACCAACACAACUGUGCAAUUUGGAACGUGUUUGAUUGAAAUCUGC